AUGGUCGACUGGGUCACCCUUGUCGUACCUUUCGCGUAUCUCAGCGUCCUAAUCGGCUCCCUCGCAACAUUCUCCUCCCUAUACCGCAAGCGCAAAGCCAGAAAGGCCACAUCCCUAGAACCAUGGUUCCCGGCACAUCUCCAGCGCGACAUUUACUUCUCCCUCCUACAUCUUGACCCGCCCGCAUCAUCAACAGAGAAAAAGGUCGCGGUUCCCGAGUCCGUCCUCAAAGCGGCGCUCAUCCGCCGCGCCCAAGAAGAUAUCCGUCGCGUCAUGGCCCUCCGUAGCCAGAAGCAGGCGCUUUCCGUGCUUCUCCAGCGUGGCAGCGUAGGCGAUGACCUGUGGCAGAGAUUUUUGCGCGCGGAGAAGGAGAUGGAGGAUGAGGUGCGGGAUGUCGUUACUGAGGCAAACGCAUACGCUCCCAACUGGGGUCAAGUAAUCUUCCAGUCCGCCAACGAAAUGGUCAACAACGAGAUCGUGCGUGAGCGGUUAGAAAAGCACCAGAAGAAACUCUAUGAAGAGAAGGCGUGGUGGGAGAAGAAGAAGGCUAGCAUCCAGGAGGGGUUCAUGAAGGAGUUGGACGCUGAAAAGCCGGGCGCUGUCACUGCUGCUCCUGCCGUUACCGUAGCGCCGGAGGUCGCUGAGGACAAGGAGGGUGAGGUCGAAGCUGAGGCGUCUGCGCCGGCUGCAGCUCCCCCGGCACCGACGGUUACGGAGAGCGACGAGGAUGCAGUGCUUGUGGAGGCUGAUGCACAGGCCGAGAGCGCCGGGCCAAAGAGUCCUGGUGGGGGGAAAAAGAAGAAGAAGGGCAAGAAAUGA
Molecule: messenger RNA, 819 nt
Organism: Aspergillus mulundensis
Lineage: Eukaryota; Fungi; Ascomycota; Eurotiomycetes; Eurotiales; Aspergillaceae
Product: Sec63 complex subunit SEC66
Exons: 3
Coding region: 1-819 (272 amino acids)
Biological process (GO): post-translational protein targeting to membrane, translocation
Cellular component (GO): Sec62/Sec63 complex
Source: RefSeq, a predicted model, not a curated record